Hydractinia symbiolongicarpus is the source of this 3250-nucleotide messenger RNA. Its product is annotated as cap-specific mRNA (nucleoside-2'-O-)-methyltransferase 1-like. The transcript has a single exon. NCBI's taxonomy places the organism in Eukaryota, Metazoa, Cnidaria, Hydrozoa, Anthoathecata, Hydractiniidae. Gene Ontology annotation, cellular component: cytoplasm; nucleus. Gene Ontology annotation, molecular function: methyltransferase cap1 activity; nucleic acid binding; protein binding. Gene Ontology annotation, biological process: 7-methylguanosine mRNA capping. The record is from RefSeq and is a predicted model, not a curated record. Bases 84 to 2558 code for a protein of 824 amino acids.
CACUUGGUAUUUUCAUGUUUCUAUACCAAACGAUUUCAUUUUUAGAUGUUUUAAAUUGAUUAGAAAUUUUAAAAUUAAAAAAGAUGGAUCGGAAACGACAUUUAUCGUCAACCGGAUCUUCGUCCAGUGAUGAUUUUUCAUCGAGUGACAACCAUUCACCAACCAAGAAGGGGCACAGCAGUUUUAUCAAAGCAAGAAAAUAUGAAUCUCAACAAGAAGAUAAUUUAUCGUCUGAUGGCCAGUUGCCCACCAAAAAAGCGCGUCAUGAGUUUGACGAAGCUCCUUCUUCGUCUUCAGAAUCGUCAUCUGGUGCACCAUUGUACAGCUCUUUUGCGCAAAAAAUGAUGGCCCAGAUGGGAUAUAAGAAAGGGAAAGGUCUUGGUAAAAACGAGACUGGUCGUGUUGACAUAGUUGAAGCAUCCAACCAACGUGGUAGAAGAGGUCUCGGUCUAAAAUUAAAAGGCUUGGAAGCGAAAACAGCACUGUCUUGGGAUGAGGAAGAGGAAAUUCUAGUUAGACAGGAACCUGAUUGGAUACCUACCAAAGAUCAAGCUAUACCUGCUCUUGAUGAGUUAAACUCCUAUAUAACCAUGACCGAACGAAAAGAAACGAUUGACGACGAAUUUGAGUUUUGCGAGCCAGAGAUUCUCACAAGCAUUCUGGAAAGUAAAAACAUAUUUGAUAACUUGGGAGGUGAUGAAUUUUUAAAAGCAAGAUUUCGUGCUAAUCCCUACGAGACCAUUCGCGGUGCCAUCUUUCAAAACCGUGCGGCGAUGAAGAUGGCGGAGGUUGAUGCGUCUUUUGAUUACAUGUUUACUAAUCAUCCCGAUCGGAAUGAAAAGGAUCCAACGAAUUUGUUGUAUUUUGCUGAUAUAUGUGCUGGUCCGGGUGGAUUUUCGGAAUAUAUAUUGUGGAGAAAGAAAUGGCACGCAAAAGGAUUUGGAUUUACGCUGAGAGCUGAUUGGGCGAACGACUUUAAGCUUGAUGAUUUUAUUGCUGGCACACCUGAAACUUUUGAUUGUCAUUAUGGAGAGAAAGGAUAUAACGGAGAUGGAGACAUCUUCAAAGACAAAAAUUUGACUGCUUUCAGGGAGUACGUGUUGGAAAAUUCGGACGGUAUUGGCCUGUAUUUUGUGAUGGCUGAUGGUGGAUUUUCUGUAGAAGGACAAGAAAAUAUUCAGGAAAUAUUAUCAAAGCAACUAUACCUAGGACAAUUUAUAUGCGCUUUAGGGACUCUUCGUCCUGGCGGACAUUUUAUAUGCAAACUUUUUGACAUCUUUACCCCGUUCAGUGUUGGUUUGGUGUAUCUCAUGUACAGAGCUUUUGAGAGAGUAUGCAUAUUUAAACCAGUGACCAGUCGUCCAGCAAAUUCUGAAAGAUACAUUGUGUGUAAAAGUUUACGCAAGGAUUCUCAACCGAUAUACGACUAUCUGUUCGAUGUAAACAUUCGAAUUAACGGACUGAAAGGAAGCAAUAUAGAUAUCAGAGAAAUCGUCCCAGUCUCCCUUAUGAGAGACGAUAAAGAGUUUUAUGAAUAUAUUUUCACUUCGAACAAUACAAUUGGUGCCAGACAAAUUCUCGGUUUACGAAAGUUGGCAACUUAUGUUCAGAACACUACCUUAGUUGGUCAAGACCAGGGUGAAGUUCGGAAGCAAUGCCUAGCAGCAUGGACCAUUCCUUCUGAAGCGCGUUCGAAUGUGAUAAGAAACGAUCCAGAGACGCAAUUCGAAAAAUUGAUUAAACAUGCAGCUACAGAUUGGAUGAGAAAACAGCCUACGUUUUUAACGGAGGAGAGUGUCCAUCAAAUAAAGAGUAUUCAUGACUACAAAUGUACCUUCUCAGGUGGAGACCGCGUGUAUCUGUUUAGUUUGGGUAGACAGUCGGUGUAUAAGUGGAAUCCACGUGACCAAUUUGAUCCAGCGUGGAAGCGACUUGAUAAAAUGAAUUUGGAGCUGCCCCGCUUUACCCUUCUCGACGCAGAGCUCGUGUUCGAAUUAAAAGGAGAUGGCAAAGGCCAGCGAAGAGUGAUGGCUGUGCAUAUUUUGGAUGUGCACUACCUUGGAGGAGAGUACGUUGGAGAUAAACCAUUUAGUGAACGUAUCAAGUACGCGGAUGGAUUUGCCAAAGCGCUUUCCAAGCCAUGCCGACCGGAUGUUAUUCGCGUGCGCGUGAAACAAUUCUUUGCAAUGAUUGAAAUGAGCGAAGUCCUCGACGCGUUACAGGUGAAACACAUGAAAAGAGGAAUGGAGAGGAAGUUGUGCAGCAACGUGGAGGAGGACAAAUAUUUCGUUCCUACUGGUUUGUACUUGAUUCGGCGUGUGAAAGAACCGUGGCACCUGCAGUUUAGUCGUUCAAACAAGAGGUUCUAUUUUUACAAUCCACAUGGAAAUAAAUCUCUGUUUGAGCCUCCCAAAGAUUCUUUAAGUGACGUCAAAUAUUGCGUCAGUUCGCGUUUUUACUGGAAGUGGGAGGAGAACUUAGAUUUAGAUCUUGAUUCAUCGAAAGAAGGUGUUUUAACGAAAGCUGCUGUCGUUGAUUUUGUCUCUCGCAAACUUUAAUCACCAAUGGUUACUUUUAAAAAGUUAAACGUUUUAUUUAUCAAAAGGAUUAUUUUGUGUUUUAGUGUUUUUACCUUGGUUGUCUUUUAAACUAAAAUUUACGAAAAUUACGCCCUUCCUAUACACCUCUUCAAGCAUCAUUAUUGAUUUCUUUUAAAAUGAAAACUAACAAAAAUCUCCAUCGUUACACCUUAAAAUGUUGUCUUACUUCAAGUAUCUCGUUGGCCAAUAUUAUGUCUGCUUUAAUAGAACAAUUUUUGAAAUGUUAGUGGUCAAACUCUCUUAGAUAUCUGACGUGUGAUGCGACCACAUAAAAAUUACUACCCAUAAGUAUUGGCGUAAUUAAGCUACGGAUAAAGUCUUGCUAGUGCAAAAAAUAAUUAACAAAAUAAUAACAAAAAAUAACAAAAAUAAUUGCUAAACACACACCACGUGACAGAGCGUGACGUAACGACUAGUUUUUGAUAUUUCAUAAAAAUGCCAAUUUUUACCAGAUUGUCGUUUUCGGCAAUCGGUUGGACUGCUUCGAUAGAAUUUGUUUAUUUUUUAUUAACCAGAGAAAGACCUCGUGGUUUAUAGUAUUUACGAUAAAUGUUUAAAAGAUUAGGAUUUUAUUUUAUUUUGACAACAAGAUAACACAAGUAAAAGAAUGUGUAAUUAAAUUACUUUGAUAUACACUGGUUUUUCCAUUA